Microcebus murinus (gray mouse lemur) is the source of this 4518-nucleotide messenger RNA. It is a transcript of the gene WFS1, whose product is annotated as wolframin ER transmembrane glycoprotein. NCBI's taxonomy places the organism in Eukaryota, Metazoa, Chordata, Mammalia, Primates, Cheirogaleidae. Gene Ontology annotation, molecular function: protein binding. The record is from RefSeq and is a predicted model, not a curated record. Gene Ontology annotation, biological process: endoplasmic reticulum unfolded protein response; calcium ion homeostasis. Gene Ontology annotation, cellular component: endoplasmic reticulum membrane; endoplasmic reticulum.
CCGCGCUCGGCUCCCGCGGCCGCUCCUCCGCCGGUGUCUCCGGCGGCUCCCGAGCGAGAGGCCCGAGGGUGUCGUGGGGCCGCGCGCGGCGCACUCGCGGGCCGAUGGACUCCAGCGCCCCUCUGCCGGGCCCCUCCCAACCACAGGCCCCACCAGCCUCGCAGCCCCAGGCCCGCUCCCGGCUCAAUGCCACUGCCUCAGUGGAGCAGGAGGACAGCGAAGCACCCCGAGCUUCUGGGGCCCAGGCUGGCCCUGGCCCAGGUGUGGGAGAUGCAGCUGCCCCAGCCGAGCCCCAGGCCCAGCGCACCAGGAGCCGAGACAGAGCAACUGGGCUUAGAAGGGGAGAUGCGGGAAUCCCCUUUGAAGAAGUCCUGGAGAAGGCUAAGGCCGGCGACUCGAAGGCGCAGACGGAGGUGGGGAAACACUACCUGCAGUUGGCCAACGAUGCAGAUGAAGAACUCAACAACUGCACUGCCGUGGACUGGCUGAUCAUGGCUGCGAAGCAGGGCCGGCGGGAGGCCGUCAAGCUGCUUCGCCGGUGCUUGGCGGACAGAAAAGGCAUCACGUCUGAGAACGAGCAGGAAGUGCGGCAGCUUUCGUCCGAGACUGACCUGGAGAGGGCCGUGCGCAAGGCGGCCCUGGUCAUGUACUGGAAGCUCAACCCCAAGAAGAAGAAGCAGGUGGCCGUGUCAGAGCUGCUGGAGAACGUUGGUCAGGUCAACGAGCACGAUGGAGGGGCGCAGCCAGGCCCUGUCCCCAAGUGCCUGCAGAAACAGAGGCGGAUGCUGGAGCGCCUGGUCAGCAGCGAGUCCAAGAACUACGUCGCACUGGACGACUUUGUGGAGAUCACCAAGAAGUAUGCUAAGGGCAUCAUCCCCACCAACCUGUUCCUGCAGGACGACGAUGACGACGAGCUGGCAGGGAAGAGCCCCGAGGACCUGCCGCUGCGCCUGAGGGUGGUCAAGUACCCCCUGCACGCCAUCAUGGAGGUCAAAGAGUACCUGAUCGACGUGGCCUCCCGAGCGGGCAUGCACUGGCUGUCUACUAUUGUCCCCACGCACCACAUCAACGCCCUCAUCUUCUUCUUCAUCAUCAGCAACCUGACCAUCGACUUCUUCGCCUUCUUCAUCCCGCUGGUGGUCUUCUACUUGUCCUUCAUCUCCAUGGUGAUCUGUACCCUCAAGGUCUUCCAGGACAGCAAGGCCUGGGAGAACUUCCGCACCCUCACGGACCUGCUGCUGCGCUUCGAGCCCAACCUGGACGUGGAGCAGGCCGAGGUCAACUUUGGCUGGAACCACCUGGAGCCCUAUGCCCACUUCCUGCUGUCUGUCUUCUUCGUCAUCUUCUCCUUCCCCCUGGCCAGCAAGGACUGCAUCCCCUGCUCGGAGCUGGCCGUCAUCGCCACCUUCUUCACCGUGACCAGCUACCUGAGCCUGAGCACCCACGCAGAGCCCUACACCCGCAGGGCCCUGGUCACCGAGGUGGCUGCCGGCCUGCUGUCCCUGCUGCCCUCAGUGCCCCUGGACGGGCACUAUCUGAAGGUCCUUGGCCAGACCUUCCUCACUGUGCCCGUCGGCCACCUGGUCGUCCUAAACAUCAGCGUCCCCUGCCUGCUGUAUGUCUACCUGCUCUACCUCUUCUUCCGCAUGGCCCAGCUGCGGAACUUCAAGGGCACCUACUGCUACCUGGUGCCCUACCUGGUCUGCUUCAUGUGGUGCGAGCUCUCCGUGGUCAUCCUGCUGGAGUCCACUGCGCUAGGGCUGGUCCGAGCAUCCAUCGGCUACUUCCUCUUCCUCUUUGCCCUGCCCAUCCUGGUGGCCGGCCUGACCCUUGUGGGCGUGCUGCAGUUCGCCCGGUGGUUCGUGUCCCUGGAGCUCACCAAGAUCGCAGUCACCAUGGCCGUCUGCAGCGUCCCCCUGCUGAUCCGCUGGUGGACCAAGGCCAACUUCUCGGUGGUGGGGAUGGUGAAGUCCCUGACGCGGAGCUCCAUCGUCAAGCUGAUCCUGGUGUGGCUCACGGCCAUUGUGCUCUUUUGCUGGUUCUACGUGUACCGCUCGGAGGGCAUGAAGGUCUACAACUCCACGCUGACCUGGCAGCAGUACGGCGCCCUGUGCGGGCCGCGGGCCUGGAAGGAGACCAACAUGGCCCGCACCCAGAUCCUCUGCAGCCACCUGGAGGGCCACAGGGUCACAUGGACGGGCCGCUUCAAGUAUGUCCGGGUGACUGAAAUCGACAACAGCGCUGAGUCGGCCAUCAACAUGCUGCCCUUCUUCAUUGGCGACUGGAUGCGCUGCCUCUACGGCGAGGCCUACCCCGUCUGCAGCCCUGGCAACGCCUCCACGGCGGAGGAGGAGCUGUGCCGCCUCAAGCUCCUGGCCAAGCACCCCUGCCACAUCAAGAGGUUUGACCGCUACAAGUUCGAGAUCACCGUGGGCAUGCCCUACAGCAGUGCUGCCAACAGCAGCCGCAGCCGGGAGGAAGAUGACGUCACCAAGGACAUCGUGCUGCGGGCCAGCAGCGAAUUCAAGAGCGUGCUGCUCAACCUGCGCCAGGGCAGCCUCAUCGAGUUCAGCACCAUCCUCGAGGGCCGCCUGGGUAGCAAGUGGCCCGUCUUCGAGCUCAAGGCCAUCAGCUGUCUCAACUGCAUGGCCCAGCUCUCACCAGCCAAGCGGCACGUGAAAAUUGAGCACGACUGGCGCAGCACUGUGCAUGGUGCCAUCAAGUUCGCUUUCGAUUUCUUCUUCUUUCCGUUCCUGUCUGCAGUGUGAGGACGCACCUGCUGGCCAGAGGGGGUUGUCCCAGUGCAUGUUGCUGUGAGGACUUCCCCAGUGUGGCCCCAGCCAGUGGGAGCACGCUAAUGCUGUGUGUGUGUGCUCGCGUGUGCAGACCCAGGGCUUCGGAGACCUUUGCUCGUGUGUAGACUGCUCGGACCCCACCAGUGAAGGGUGACACUGUUUAGCUGUCCACUCUGGACACCAGGCGUGGCUGGGAAGUGCAUGCAGUCUCCACCCCAACCCCGACCUUUCCGAGCGAAGCAGGUGUGCCAGGCUAGGCUAGAAAGAUUCCUGUGUCCCAAAAAGCACUUUACAGACAAGCUUCUCCCUCCUCCCCACCACCUCUGAGCACUCUGCUGUCCCUCUUUACUCCUGUGUUGGAUUGGGGUUUUUUUAAGAACCAAAUAUGCAUCUGUGUAAACUGCACGGCAGCAUUUAUUUUUUUGGUCACUGCUAAGCCUUGACAACUGUUGGCCUUUCCCGGGGGAUGUGCACAGCUGCCCGAGCCUGUGACGUGGUCCAGGGCUGGCCCCAUCCUGCCCGUUGGAGGCUGGGUGACGGACUCUGGGUGCAUCGACGACUUCUGUCCUGUCUGCAGUGUGAGGACGCACCUGCUGGCCGGAGGGGUCGUCUCUGGGUGCUGAGAGUGCGUCCGAGCUGAGCUCUGGCACCCCGGCCAUCUUGGGGCCUCCUGUGCUGCGUGCAGGGUGCGUUUGUGAGGGCCUUGCCCGAGCCCACCAGGGCUCGGGCAACAACCCUGGGCGUCUCUCCAGCGCCCAGAGGAGCCUACGUGUUCCGUGCCACAGAGCAGAAAGCCAGGCUCCUAAAGUGGCCGAAAUAAAAGCCUCUGGUGAAAUCUACAGUUCUUUUAUUUAUUUAAAAGAAGGCUUUCUUGUACAUGCAUGAGAAUCAAUGCUGUCUACACACAGUUGAAUGAAAUGCAAGUAUAGUGUGAGCCACAGAAGAGCGGGACUGCCGUUCGCAUAGCUGGCCCUGCGAGGGCAGAGCCUGCCUCCGUCUCCAGCUCGAGGGGCCUGUGGUGCCUGCCCUCACCGUUGGGCUGCCUGUGCCAACACAUCUGUGCUGCAGGUGACCACGGACAGUCAGCCCCACUGUAGACUCAGAUCUUACUGGAUGGGAAGGACAUAGUCACAAUUUUUGAAAUUCUAAUCACUAAUGAAACGGACCAUCGUGGUGAUCCAUAGCUGGGGGCUGCCACGGGGUACAGAAACGUGUUUAUGAAGCCGUGUCCUGCAUUCAGUCAGAGCGUACGGUGGUGACCCUAUAGACUUACAAUUAGAACUUGUUUUGGGGGGAGCUGGAGCAGCUGGGGGCACCUGAGCAGACUUCGCCUCUCGGGGGCAUGUGUGUCCACCAUAGGCGCUCAGCUCUUCAAUUUCUUCCCUGGGGUGAGGAUAAGGCCCACCCCCCCCCCUGCUGGCUGCCCCACAGUGGGUCCCAUUUUUCUGCUGUGGUUGGGAAACUAGGGUUGUCACACACUGCUGCAGUUGGCCACCUUGCCUUGACCAUUCAACAUGUGGCUGUCUCCAUUUUCCUCGGACGUCAUUCACAGCACCUGGUGGGUGGCAGCUGCACCCCGCCCUGUUCACUCAUCCUGGUUUACCCCUCUGCCUGGGGGGUCUGUGUGAAGUCCCAUGUGCUGGGUGCCAGGAGAUGUCAUCACUCUGUGCUGUGUGUUUGCUCCUGGGUUUCUUUCCCAGGCAACAAGAUGAGGUUAAAGUUC